Hippopotamus amphibius kiboko is the source of this 1425-nucleotide messenger RNA. Its product is annotated as antizyme inhibitor 2-like. Gene Ontology annotation, cellular component: cytoplasm. Gene Ontology annotation, molecular function: ornithine decarboxylase activity. The record is from RefSeq and is a predicted model, not a curated record. Bases 1 to 1425 code for a protein of 474 amino acids. Lineage: Eukaryota; Metazoa; Chordata; Mammalia; Artiodactyla; Hippopotamidae. The transcript is spliced from 9 exons.
AUGUCGGAACAGCACCUGGCCAAGGGCUCUGUUGGAGUGUCGGGGUUGAGCAUCCCUGUCAGGAACCCAAAGGAGAGUGAAGAAAGUCCUGAAAGUGCAUGGCCAAAGGAUUUCAUCACCCUGGAGCCUGGAGAAAGUGCCUGGCAGGUGGUCCUGAAGAAGAUCAGGGAGCUCUCCAAUUUGGACCGCCAAGACCCCUUCAUGGUGGCCGACCUAGGCGUGCUGGCCAGACGCCAUCGGGUCUUCCUGCAGGCCCUGCCGCGGGUCUCACCCUUCUACGCGGUGAAGUGCAACAGCAGCCCCUGGGUGCUGCGAGUCCUGGCCGCCCUGGGCACCAGCUUCGACUGCGCCAGCCAGGCGGAGCUGGAGCAGGUGCUGGGCCUGGGCGUGGCACCCUCUCGCGUCAUCUUCGCCAACCCCUGCAAGCCUGUCUCCCACAUCCAGUAUGCUGCCCGCCACGGGGUGAAGCUCCUGACCUUCGACAAUGAGGAGGAGCUCAUCAAGGUGGCAAAGCACCACCCUGGGGCCAGGCUGGUCCUCCGGCUGUGGACCCCGGAAGGUGAGAGCCUCUUGUCCCUGAGCACCAAGUUUGGGGCCAGACUGGAGGUGUGUGAACAUCUACUCAAGUCCGCCAGAGACCUGGGGUUGGCGGUGGUUGGAACCAGCUUCCACGUGGGUUCAAAAUGCCAGACACCCCACAGCUUCAUGCAGGCCAUUGCCAGCUGCCAGCACGUGUUCAAGAUGGGCAGAAGGGCUGGGCAUGACAUGAGCCUCCUGGACAUCGGAGGGGGCUUUCCUGAAGAGGGGGAUUCCAACCAUACUUUUGAGGAGAUUGCAGGAGUGAUCAAUGCCGCCCUGGCCCAGGACUUUCCCGAGGGGAGCGGCGUUGAGGUCAUCGCAGAGCCCGGCCGCUUCUACGCAGCAUCUGUCUGCAUGACCGCUGUCAACAUCAUUUCCAAGAAGGCUGUGCUGGAGCCCGGAGGCCACCGGAAGCUGGUGUACUAUCUCAACGACGGCCACUACGGCACAUUCCGUAUCUUCCACAGGGAGCCUGAACCCAGGGUGCCCAUUGUGGUGAAGGAGCUCUGCCCCGAGCCGCCCCUCUUCCCCUGCAUCCUCUACGGCCCCACGUGUGAUGCCUAUGAUAAGCUCUUCUUGAAGGAGGUGCAGUUGCCUGAACUGGACGUGGGCGACUGGCUGGUCUUCCCCUCCAUGGGUGCCUACACGUCUGCCAUGAGCUCCACCUUCAAUGGCUUCCCCCCCACACCCCUCUGCUACAUCGUGGAACCGGAGCUCAGCAAAGCCCGAGACGUCUGGCUGAGCUUUGACGCUGACCUCUGCCUGUGGGGUCGGCCCUGUGACGACCUCUCCCCAGAUAAGUCCAAGAGAGCCCGCCUGAGCAGCUCUGACAGCCCGGACAUGUAG